AUGUUAAUAAUUUUAUCGUUAUCAAUUAUUUUACAAAGGGUCAUUGAUACGGCAAAUGUUUCAUCGAAUCCACAAGAUAUCGCUAAUAAACUCGCUAGAGCCGUAGUGAUUAAGCAAUGCUACAAAACCGUGGUCCUUUCGAUCGUAGAUGAAAUAGGUGAACUUGUGGAAGUAGUUCGUCCUGUGAUGCCAAUUUCAAGAUGCCAGGAUAAUAAACCUGUUUUAUGUGAUACAUUAUUCAGAAUUCCAUCAAAUGUAGUAGCAGAUAAUCUUGACGAGUUAGUUUACUUUUUUUCUUUUUUGCGAUUUUUUGAUAAUAUGAAUAAUGCUGCACAUAAUAUUGAAUUACCACCUAAUAUCCAAGCUUUUAUAACAACUUUUUUUCAAAGAACACUCAUCCUAGACUCCAAUGAAGCACGGCGUAUCGAGCUGAUUUGA
Molecule: messenger RNA, 438 nt
Organism: Dracunculus medinensis (Guinea worm)
Lineage: Eukaryota; Metazoa; Nematoda; Chromadorea; Rhabditida; Dracunculidae
Source: the annotation of a GenBank genome assembly